Exophiala mesophila is the source of this 648-nucleotide messenger RNA. RefSeq lists its product as uncharacterized. Gene Ontology annotation, biological process: cytoplasmic translation. Gene Ontology annotation, cellular component: ribosome. Gene Ontology annotation, molecular function: structural constituent of ribosome; RNA binding. The transcript is spliced from 4 exons. NCBI's taxonomy places the organism in Eukaryota, Fungi, Ascomycota, Eurotiomycetes, Chaetothyriales, Herpotrichiellaceae. Bases 95 to 475 code for a protein of 126 amino acids. The record is from RefSeq and is a predicted model, not a curated record.
CAGAAGAACCCGCAUACCCUUACGUUCUUUUACCCUCCCACCAAAAGACGCAGGAUUCAAUUUCUUUGCGAUCGACCACAAAUCUCUCCUCACAAUGGCACCAGUUCAGGCAAGAUCUAAGAAGGCGGCGAAGACGAAGGUCACCAAGAAGUACAUCAUCAACGCCAGCCAGCCCGUCAGCGACAAGAUCUUCGACUUGUCGGCGUUCGAGAAAUUCUUGCACGAUCGCAUCAAGGUCGAGGGCCGCACCAACAACCUCGGUGACGACGUGGCCAUCUCGCAGGUCGGCGAUGGAAAGAUUGAGAUUGUCACACACAUCCCUUUCUCGGGUCGUUACUUGAAGUACUUGACCAAGAAGUUCCUCAAGAAGCAGCAGCUGCGUGACUGGCUCCGUGUCGUUUCGACCAGCAAGGGUGUCUACGAGCUUCGCUUCUUCAAUGUCGUCAACGACGAGGGCGAUGAUGAUGACGAGUAGAUUAGUGGUGGCUAGAUGCCAGGACUUGUAAAAGAGGACUCUAUCUAUGCCGGUUGGGAUUCGAUCCUUCGAUAGAGAUGGAUCUGGUACCUCAUAUUCUCCAAAUCAAUGGGAUACUUGAGCGUAGGGCUUAGCCUGAACCAUCGUGAAUCAUCAGAUACUGUCUUCUCCCA